Molecule: messenger RNA, 2643 nt
Organism: Daldinia vernicosa
Lineage: Eukaryota; Fungi; Ascomycota; Sordariomycetes; Xylariales; Hypoxylaceae
Product: kinase-like domain-containing protein
Exons: 11
Coding region: 1-2643 (880 amino acids)
Biological process (GO): protein phosphorylation
Cellular component (GO): cytoplasm
Molecular function (GO): ATP binding; protein serine/threonine kinase activity
Source: RefSeq, a predicted model, not a curated record
AUGGACGAAUUGAUGCAGGAUGCGCCGGGGUGGAUGGAAGCCCAGAUGUAUGGGAACCCCACAAAUUUCUCGGAACACUAUAGAGCUGUAAAUGCUCUCUGGAAAAUAUAUCGAGAGGAGGGCGGUCACUUUAUAAAGGGGUUUAGAGACUAUCGUAUAGAUAGAGAGGAGUGGGCGGAAGCUCCGUUUCCAAAACCAGGAGAGCAAAAUCCUCGAGAUUAUGUCAUAAAAAAGAACUGGGAGCGGAUUCCAAACAAGCAUGACGCUUGGGAAAGUACGUGGCCACCGUUCGUGCUCCAAACAUCAGAUUUAUGGGACGAGCCAUAUAGGAAUGAAAUAAGGGAAAGGUGCCGGGCUGCUCAAAGAUAUUUUGAGAGACGUCCUCUACAUGAUCUUAGACUUGCAAAGGUACUAGGCUACGGUGGGAAUGGUAUAGCUUUGAAGUUCAGAAGCAUACGUCCGCCUUACGAACUGGUAUUCAAGAUUGGUCGCCGGGGUUGGUUCGGUCCGGAGAUACGUCGCGAAGAGAGGGCUUUAAAGGAAGUAGCCCGCGCGGCCCAUUGCGUCCAAGCGCUCCCUCGGAAUGAAUUCUUACAGGCAGACUACCAGCCCUAUGAAUACGAUCCAAUAGAUCUGUACGAUUCAAGCGACGACGACGACGAUGUCUCUCUACCUGAUUCCGAAGUUGAAAUCCCGGACGAGCAGCAUGCCUUCCUGCUUGAUGAAUACAGUCGGAGAGACACCCAUGAAAACGAUCCUGAAGAUGCGCGGGUGAAACGUGAGACGCACAUGGAAAGGAUCCAGGACCGAGAUAUAUUGAUUGAUAAUAUGAUUCGUAAUAGGGUUGGAAAUGACCCAAAUAAUCCAAUCUUCCGCCAUGAUUAUGUUAUCAUGGAGUUUGUGGAAAAUGGUGACCUACUACACCUCAUCCAAAGGAUUGAAAAGGCCAAAUUUGACAAGAAAACGAAGAGAGUUCCCAACCGUGUUCUUUGGUCAUUUUGGCUUUGUCUGGUUAGGGCGUGUGUUGCCUUAGAGUUUCCUCCGCGGAUGUUCCAUCCUGGACGACACGACAGACAUGCUCCGAAAGUGCUUGAGCACUCGGAGAGGGUACAUAAUCGUUCAGAUCCCGAGGGGGGGCCUGAUCGGUGGAAAACUGUCGGAGAGGAGCUCUUCGAAGAGGUCCCGCCUACCGCUAAGAGAUAUGCUAGAAGGCGGUUGGUCCAUUUUGAUAUCGACGCAAAAAAUAUCUUCAUCGAUGGCCUAGACAGACAUCCCGAAGACGGUGAGCAUGCUAUAAUUCCUAGACUUAAGCUUGGGGACUUUGGACGUAUGAGGCAAAUAAAGCGUAACAAGGGAAAUCAAUACUACCUUCGGCAUCGCUUCACCGGGAAAUACGGCUAUUACGCCCCUGAACAAUUUGGAAGCGAGUGGGAUUACCUAGAAGUUACAGGCACGAUGGGCUGGGAAGUCUCGGAACAAAGAGUAGCUGGAAAUUACGGAUCACCGAUGAACGUAUGGGGAAUUGCUUUGACCAUGUGGACGCUCAUGACAACAUCUCGCCCGCCGAUCCCGCCUCAGCAGAGCCCAGAUGACCCCCUUCAUUACGCAGUAUUGCUCAUGGACGACCCCGAGUUCAGUUAUAUAGACGAAGACUUCCGGACUACGAUUAUGCAAUGCAUGAGGCACUAUCCCGAUGAGCGACCACCACUAGAUGUUCUACUAGCGCAGGCAAAGGAAGGCACACAACGGGUAUAUGAGGAUGAGAGUGACGAGGUAAUUAAAAAUUGGGUUAGAACAUUGCUAACCUUUUUCUAUAUCUACGACGCUGUUGAGCCCGACAAUGCCCCCCCUCGAGACCCACAUGACCCGUACCCCUAUCCACCGGCUCCAGCCCCCGCUCCAGGACCGGCUCACCCUCCGGGCCCUGCAGGACCUUUCGGGCCUCCCGGUCCCCCAGGUCCCCCAGGCCCCCCUGGACCUUUCGGGGGACCCCCUGGGCCUUUUGGACCUCCUGGACCUGGGGGACAUGCUGGACCGUUCUUCCCUCCAGCCCCUCCUGGACCCUUUGGACCUCCCGGCCCUCCGGUUCCACCACCUCAAGAUGGCGACCCCAUGGACGUUGAGAUCUGGGAAGAUCCACAAGGCGGCGAAGGUGAAGGCGAGGGUGCAAACGCCGCCGACCCUCCCGGGCCACCACAUGGAGGUGUCCCCAUGGGCAACGUGGCGCAUAACGUAAUUUGGGAAGCACCAGCAAAUGUACAUGGAGAAGGCCAGGCCGCCGAGAUUGUAAACCCCGACGACGAUGACGACGAAGAAUUCGACGAAAACGCAGAAAACAUAGACCCGUUUGCAGGGUUUGACGGACCCGGGGCUGCAGCAGCAGGAGUGCCUGGAUUUGCCAUAGGUGGCAUUCCCCCGCCGCCGCCGGGGGUAGUGGACUGGCUACCACCGCCUGGGCCUCCGCCACCCGUGGGACCCGCGUUGCCCCAAGCGCCAGCGCCGGCGGCUAGGCAUACUCUUAGAGAAAGACUUCUGCAGCGACUCAGACGUAAUCGUAAUGCUCCAGGGCAUGGGCCUGCUGCGCCUCGUCCACGCCGUAGAGAUCAGAUCCGAAGUUUAUUCAGGCGCAAUGCUAGACACUGA